Messenger RNA from Phytomonas sp. EM1, 3721 nucleotides. Lineage: Eukaryota; Euglenozoa; Kinetoplastea; Trypanosomatida; Trypanosomatidae. The record is from the annotation of a GenBank genome assembly.
GACCCUCUUUCAUCGAAUUGUAGAAACGGUCAUUAUCCAGAGAGGAUGUCCUAAGGGGCCUGAGACCAUCGAGGGGAGUGUCUUGUAAGGGGGCAAGCCCUUUCCGAAUGAAAACGUGAUAAUUUUUAUCCUCGUUUUACAUACACGAAUCUUUAUAUGGUUAUGUAUAUCCAACUCAGGAGAGGGUACAAGUGAAUUGCAGUUUCUUUUUUAGUGCCAGACGUGCCUGAAAUCUCUUCUCUGGACGGUUGUCAUCCGAUAUUUGGAUUCGUUGUUGGAGGAACGGAACACAUUGUUCUGAUUGGUCAAGCACCUCUCAACGAAGGAAACGGUGGGCCAUUCGUGUAUAUUGUUAUCAAAGAUGUAUGCGUGUUUCAAAGAUCGACAGAACGAGGUGUGCAUAUAACAUCGUGGGCUAAAGCCUUUUAUUCCGAAAAGGGCAAUUUUAACCAUUCUUUGCAUAAUAUUAGUGGUACCUGAAGUGUUUGAAUGUACUCUACGAGGCUUAUUUAUUGUCGCUCAUAGCGUGUGUUUACUCAUGAAGUUUUGAUCUAUAGCGUAUAUAUGAAUUUUAUUAAUUAAGGGUUUAACCCUCAUUGCUUGUUUUCAUAUUUAGUCUCCAUAUUUUAGAAUAGUAUUACUUGUGUAGCAGUAUCACAUAUUUCAGUAUUAAUCGAAAAGAUCAUCGAUAUCGGGACGUGCACUUCGUACUUCGUCUGUGAUCUAUAAAUUAGUUUUCGUUUGGUAAAAGGCACUACUGAUUGUGCUUAUCUUGACGCAAAAUUAGAUAAAAUCGGGCAUGUUUCGGCAAGAUGAGUUAGUUUGGUUUGUCAUGUUCCCUUUUCUUAGCGCGAUUAUUUUUUGGUUUUCUAUUUAUUUUGCUCUACUCAGGCGAGUCAUCAGCGGUCGUCAUCGCCGUGACAGUGCCUGGCGCGCCAUUGAAUGGCUUGUAAAACUCACGCCCGCCAGUCCUAGGAAUGUAUUUUCCUCUGUGAAUCAAAAAAGCAUAAAAACAAAGGACAUUUCUUUUCAACAAGCCAAUAGUUAUCCUUUGCUUCGUCAUGAUGGGUUUGAACUACCAAGUGCUGGCAAUGAUAUAUCACAACCACAGCGAGAGCCAAGCUCUUUCCGUUCCAAAAUAUCAACAAAAAUGAAGAAAGUUGAAAUUCCAACUUCACUUCGAAUUGCCACCCGGGCAGUGGUCCGGCGUGCUGUCGUCGUUGUUGGUGGCGAUCUUGCGCGAUCACCACGCAUGCAAUACCAUGCUUCCAGUCUCGCCCAAAGUGGACUCUUUGAUGAGAUCGUGUUACUAGGUUUGGACUGUGGGAAUCAACUCAGUGAAAAGUUGCUCAUGUGUGAGCAGGCUACACCAAGUCUCUUUCCUGCUAGCGAUGACCCGGAUGAGAUUUCCCGGGCGAUGCAAAGACAUCUACAACCCUAUCCUACUGGUGGUGUAGGUGAUGAUGCUGGGAGUUCACUUACUACCGCACAGAAAGGUCUGGGUGGUGAUCAUGACGCAUGGAAGAGUGCGGAAUAUCAACAAGGGGGCAGUUUCAAGCCUCGUAAGUGGGGUUGCCUUGUAUCAAGCCACUACCUCAUCGCACCUCCCUGUCCUCCAGAAUUUUUCCAGUUUAUUUUCCCCCUACGAAGCCUCCAUUGGACGGCCUGUACUCUUUACCGUGUUAUCGUCUUGACGGUGAAAUAUCUCUCCUCGCUUGUCCGCUCGACCGCAAUUCAGGUAAACGCACAUGGGCAGUUGGUUGUGACAAAUGUCAUCUUCAUCCAAACCCCACCUGCAAUUCCUUUCGUGCCGCUCAUCAAGUACGUCGUGCGUCCCAUUGUGGUCGCAUACAACUUUCUUUUGUACUAUUGUUUAAUCGUGCCGGCGUCUUGGGCGAACCCCGCUGCGCUAAGGGAAAUUCGCGCGCACAGCCGACUUGGUACACGCCUUCACACGUUUUGGCCCACCCUUGUGGUGGACUGGCACAACUACGGUUAUACCAUCCUCGAGUCCAUGCACCGACCACGUGUGGCCUGCGCGGUGUAUAAAUGGUUGGAACUGCAACUCUGCGUUGGAGACGUGAAUGUGACUGUGAGUCAGGCCAUGAAGCGGUCGCUUCUGAGCCAAUUCUUCCGCAACUCGUCAGAAAAAGUGCAUUUUAAAAAUGAAAUAGGUGAUAAGGGCGCAGCGAAGAGUGUUGUCCCCCAAGGCCGUACUGAAGGCGAUCUUAGAAAUCAAAGCUAUCAUCGGUCACCCUCAUCCUUGGUGGAGGGAAACGUUGUAGUUCUAUAUGACGUGGCCCCAAGUUUCUUCGCGCCUUCGAACCGUCGUAUCUUUGUAGAAGAGGUGUUGCUUGCAACAGUCAACCAACAGACUUGUUCAGCGCCACAGAUUCGUAAUAGCUCGGAAAAAUGUGCAAACCCAUGCAUGUCAGAUACAUCUUCUUUCCCACGAGAUCCUUCGCAACUAAGCUGCGCUAGGGAGAGAGUCCCAGCAGAGCAUCAAGAAGUCAACCCAGGAAUUUGGGACCUAAACAAGGAUGUAUGGGGCAUCGCGCCACCGCCAGAAUGGGUAGUACAGAGUGCUUUUUUGCCUAAUUGCAACGAUGACACCCCCUUACAUGGAAGCCCGAAUGACAAUGUCAUUGGUUGUCCCUCCCACUCAUCCUGUGCCACGUCCCUCCCACACCAUUUUCUAGAGCCUUCGGUGAAAGCACGUCAACAAAGAGGUAUCAUUAUGAUUGGAUCCACAAGCUGGACAGAAGAUGAUGACUAUACAAUACUGAUUGAAGCACUUCAGCGACUUGAUCAUCGUCUGCGUCAUGUAUGUAAGUAUAUUGAUUCUACGGUAGAGCAUCAUGAGGGUUCCGUUGGUAGUUCAUCCUGGCGAAAUACACCGGUCGUCACACCGAUGGAAGGGAGCACGCUAAGAUUUCCCUCGGGUAUGGCAGAGGAUUUGAAUACUCAGACAGAAAGACAAAAACAGACUUUCGGGCGUAGUUCUACAGCUAAUUCUAACUCAGAAGAUAUAUCAUGCUUACCUCAUCCGUUUUCUCAAAUAUGGGUUCUCAUUACUGGGAAGGGCCCGGCAAGGGGUCGAUUUGAGGAGGCCGUGCGGGCUGCACGCCUUUCGAAACACAUUACCGUAUCUACGUUGUAUUUUCAAUCCUACAAACACUAUAGCAUUGCACUUGGAGCCGCAGACGUUGGUCUCUGUCUUCACUUUUCCUCCAGCGGGCUUGACUUGCCCAUGAAGGGGGUUGACAUGCUUGGCUGCGGGCUUCCUGUGGUGGCGUUAGCAUACCCUGCUAUUGGUGAGCUCAUGGGGGAAGUCGCCGUACCUGCAGACACUUCUUUAGCUGAGCAUCGGAUACCCACACCAAAUGCUAAAUACAGCCGAGUCGCAGAUAUCGAGAAAGGAGGUGGUGAUGGGUGUGGAUUGGUGGAGUGCGAACGAGGUUGGAUAUUUUCUUCGGCUGCCGAUUUGGAGGUGCUGUUGAGUUUCUUUGUUGGUAUGGACAAGCUCCAGUAUGACGUGUCUUCGGAAAUAAAGACGGCGAUGACUGCCGUUAUGAACAUUCGGAGUUUGGAAACGAAAACAGCCAAACUAACCCCGCUUGUUGAAAUGCAGAAGCGUGUCCGUGCAGCGGCUGUACAUCGUUCAACAUGGGAAGACAAUUGGAAUCAAACUCUUGGACCUAUUUUAAGCCGAUUUAUUUAG